AGUACAAUCCUACAGUACCUCAUUGUUCGCUGGCGACUCUCAUAGGGCUGUGUAUUCGGAUAAAGAUCCAAAGGUCACUGCAUCAUCCAGUAAAAUUGGAUAUUUAUAUCAAAAAAGGAGCUCAUACAACUGAAGAUGAAAUUAACAAGCAGAUCAACGACAAGGAACGCAUCGCAGCCGCAAUGGAGAAUCCCAAUCUGAGUAAUCUGGUGGAGAACUGCAUAGCCGACGAGGAAUAAGUGGGACAUUAACCGGUUCAGUUAAAACAUAAUGGCGCCCGACGUCGGAUUCUCUAACGUGAGUGACAAAAACGAAUUCACAAAGUUCACCAAGUUCCUAGCGUACAAAGCUGUACAAGUCAUAGUGGAGUCGAGGAAAGGAGUUAAAAUAACGCCGGCUACUAAACAAAAACCCAAUCCGUCAGAUAGCGAUUGGUUUAAUCUCCACAUACCCGAUUCGCCAGAAGUCAAUCAAGCUACUAAAAAUGCUCUACCGUCAAAUAGAAUUUUGGAGACCAUUAGAUCGAGAUUACACGUCGAAAUCUCAGUACAAACUGAAGAUGGAGACGAAUUGGGCUUAGAAGUAUGGACUUUAGAAUUAGACGACUACCAAUUCGACACAACAGUCAAAGCACUCAACACAAUUUAUUUUCGAAUGGGCAUUUUAUUGAAGUCCCUCAUCACUAUAACGAGAAUCACGCCAGCUUAUCAUCUGUCUAGAAAGCAGAAAUCCGAAUCGUUCACUAUAUUUUACAGAGUUUAUAAUGGUGAACCUAAAUAUAAGACUUUAGGUGAAUCAGUCAAGAAAAUUCAGGCAGGUUUGCUCAAAACACCUUUAGGCGGCCUGUCUUUCACUGUAGUUUAUCGAACAAACUUCUCUAUUACUCCAAAUCGGUCAGAAAAGAACAAAACGUUACUCUUGAAGAGUGAUCAUUUCGAAUUGAGUCCAAAACAUGUGAUAUUUGAAUGCAAAAAGAAGAAAGAGCAGAUUGAUAAAGAAAAUAGACCAAUAAAGUCCAUAGAUUUGAAUAAACCGUUGCGUCUAGCCGCUUUUGUAGAUGAGUUGUUAGUAGACAAAACAUUUGGCGAUUUUCUACAGAAGAUGCCGUUGCCAAGGUGCACCAUAAUCGUACCACCAGAUCCGGUGACAGAUAAACCUAACGAAUCGAAAAGCACUCAAGAAUUAGACAUAGCAGUCAUAUCUAAAAGCCCAACAUCCUUAGAGCUGCCCCCAAAGAAAUUCGCUGGGUUUCGUAACGAGAAUGAGCCACCUUUGAAACUCUUACACUUUCCCUUCGCCGACAACCAUCCAAUAAGAGAACUGGCGGAGUUUUACAAAGAUUUCUUCAAUGCCCCACAUUUGAAAUUAGCAGAAGAUUUAGAUAGAUCUAAGUCUAAAAGCUUGGAAUCUGUUAAAGAAGAAGUGGAGGUGGCUAAUGAAGAUUUAUCGAAAGAAAUGGAGUUAUAUGAGAGUUCUGUUUUGGAGUUUGAUGAGUUCUUAGCAGAUAUGUGCAGGUCUGCAGAGUGGAACUAAAAGGGAACAAACAAUUCGAUGGAGAAUGGUUUAAGACUGAACUGUUUUGUAGGGUAAAUUUAGUGACCGGGUAGAUGUGCUUUCAACCAUUGAUUAAUCAUUAAACCAUUGAUUGAAUUUGGAGACAAAAGUAAAGUACUUAAAAACCCUAAUUUGAAGAAUGAUUAAAAACCCUAAAGAAUUUUUAAAAGUACUUAUUAUAUCAUUCUAAAAACCCACCCUAAUGUAUGUAAUUUUUGUUUUGAUUCAAUCAACAGAUAUUACAUAUUGUCCGUUUUCCCUUAUUUUUACAUUUGAUACAAAAAUAAAUUAUUGUAUUUUUAUGAUUUUUAAAAUUGUUUUUGAGAAUAUAUUUUUGUGAUUAAUUUAUGGUUGUAAGCCUGAUGAUGUAUUUCGUGGGCAAAUGGACUGUGAUUUAAGGAAAGAAAUAAAUAUGUUAAUAUUUACCAAAUCAUGGACUGAUACUUGGAUUCUAGAUUUAUGGAUUGAGUACGUCUGACCUGGUCCUAGUGGGUUAAUCCUCCUGUAAAUAAUUAAGAGGUUUCCAUCUCGACCGGAAUUUCGGAUUUAUUGAGUUUGCGUGCAUCACUUUAGACCUUAUCUUGCUUAACUUAAGGCACACAUUAAUAUUGUAUUAAGGAGGACUGACUGACAUAUCAAUGAACAGCCCAAACUUCAGUUUAAAUUUGGAUGUAGGUUCUUUAUGUAGCGUAGAGUGUGCAGUAAUAGAGGAUUUCUAGUAAAAAGGGCGAAAUAAUCUGGUUUUUUUCGCAUACAGAGCCGCAUUCAUACUCCUUUUUAAAUUUGUUCCUAAAAAACAAAAGUAAUUUGAAAUCUGAUUUUGAUCAUACAUUAUGUACCAGGUCAGAUGUCGAAGAUUUUAUUUAUUUCAAGAUUAUAUCUUAGUGUCACUUAUGAUUUUUAAUUUCUUAUCGAUGUAAAUAUUUCAAACUUGCUUUAAUUGUUUUUCUAGAUGCCUGUGUAAUAAUUUUAAUGUUUUAAUAAACUUUAUGGGGUUUAGUUUGUUUUAUAUCUAUUGUUUACAUCACCAAUUUGGUGUUAAUCCCAGCUGCUUUUGCCAUUAAAUGUAAUUUUGGAUAUGAUUAAUUUCAUGUGUUUACAUUAAAGAGUUUUUGAGUUUUAAAGGGGUCAAAAGUGACACUGUGGCGACAUCACUAACGUCACACACCAACUGUCUAUCACGGCGAAGAAUCUGACGCGCUCAGCCAAUAGCAGCGGAGAGUCUAAAUCGCGCAAACAAGAAUUUCACGGAUUGGAGCUUAAAUACAACCUUCUGCCCAACUUUGUAUGUGAUUUGAUCAGCGCCAUCUAGUGGUGACGCGAUGGCACUAAUGCAACUCCAUACAAACUCGCGUUUACUUGCUCGACGAGUUUGACCGAGUAAAACUCGCACUAACCGCUUAGGUGUCACAUAGAUACCUCAUUCUUUAACUCGCUUAUCAGUUCCUUUGCUUAAACACUUGGCUUGAUAUACUGCCGCGUGUUUAGAACAUGUACCAACUACCCGCCAUGAACCUUAAUAAAUAGAACCUAAGCCAUUUUGGAUCAUGUUUGUAAGACUACAAAGUUUAUACCGUAGUCUCUUACGAAAACUACGUAAAAUGGGAGGCAUUCUAGAGCUCUGGGAACAUGGAAAUUAAUUCAAUGACUAAAAAUCUGUACCACUCAAUUUUUUAAAAAUGUGUAAAAAUCUAAAUUGUCUAUGAAAAAUUGUAGUUAAUGUUUAAUCUAUUUGAAUUAAAGUCUGUUCAAGUUUAAAGAAAAUCUAUUUGGCGUUUUGGGUUUUCUGAGGAAGGUUUAUAUCUAUAAAUACUAGCCGUGAGUAGCCGGGGCGGGUCGCUAGUAAAAAACAAAGAUAUAAAAUUUUUGAGAGUACUUUGCCAAAGUAAAUGAAAUUAUGUUAAGUAUAUUAUGAAGUUUUCAUUUCCGUGGCAAUGUGAAUAUUUGAUUUAGUUGUAUAAUAAUUUUAUCGUAAUAUUUUGUAAAUGGUACAAAUAAAUAAUUAUUGGUUCAUUA
Amyelois transitella is the source of this 3570-nucleotide messenger RNA. Its product is annotated as MIP18 family protein galla-1. The coding region runs from base 271 to 1533 and encodes 420 amino acids. Lineage: Eukaryota; Metazoa; Arthropoda; Insecta; Lepidoptera; Pyralidae. Gene Ontology annotation, cellular component: extrinsic component of membrane; Atg1/ULK1 kinase complex; cytosol. The record is from RefSeq and is a predicted model, not a curated record. The transcript has 2 exons. Gene Ontology annotation, biological process: mitophagy; piecemeal microautophagy of the nucleus; autophagosome assembly.